GACGUGUGGAGGUAAAAGGUCACUCUGUCUAACGUGUCGUCAGACUGUCACCCGGUGUCACCGUGCCGGGGUUGCUGCUGAUUCACCCAUCCAUAUACUGAGCACCUACCGUCGUAACAACUGUAAAAAAUUAAAAAAUGGCCAAAAAGCGGAGAGAUGUACGAGACUCGGACAAUUUGUCCUCAUCGGCGCAGACGGAAGUGAAGUCUGGCGACAGAGACUCUAAGCUUCUGAAAGAGGCUCAACAAAGUAUAGGAGGCUCAACACGCAUGUCUCUGCUAAUUCUGGCAUCAAUAUUUGCCUGCUCUGCCUCAGUCAUGUACUUGGUCUACAGGAACUUCCCAGAACUUCAAGAUGAUGAAAUGGAAAAAAUCAAGAUCCCUAAAGACAUGGAUGAUGCCAAAGCUUUAGGAACAGUGUUGUCCAAAUAUAAGGACACCUACUACACCCAGGUGUUGGUGGCAUAUUUUGCAACAUAUAUUUUCCUCCAGACGUUUGCUAUCCCUGGAUCAAUCUUCCUCAGCAUCCUGUCUGGCUACCUUUACCCUUUCCCUUUGGCUCUUUUCUUAGUCUGCUUGUGUUCUGGACUUGGAGCUUCCUUCUGCUAUAUGUUGUCAUAUCUGGUGGGCCGACCGGUGGUCUACAAAUACCUCACAGAGAAAGCACAAAAAUGGUCCCAGCAGGUUGACAAACAUAGAGAUCAUUUAAUCAAUUACAUCAUCUUCCUGAGGAUAACCCCCUUUCUUCCAAACUGGUUCAUUAACAUCACCUCUCCGGUCAUCAACGUGCCUUUGGGGGUGUUCUUUGUCGGAACCUUCCUCGGAGUGGCGCCGCCGUCCUUCGUAGCGAUCAAUGCUGGAACAACGCUGUACAAGCUCACCACAGCCGGCGAGGCCGUGUCCUGGAACUCCCUGGCCGUGCUCGGCAUCCUCGCCGUUCUCUCCAUCUUGCCCGUCUGCUUCCAGAAAAAGCUGCAGCAGAAACUCGAGUAAAACUCUUCAAACACCUCAGCAUCUUCUUCGCCGACUGACCCUACGGUUCCCUUUGGUCGGCUCAGGACCUCAGCCGUCGCACUGUAACUGCUUUUGCGUCAGUCUCGUGCACAGCUGCUGGCGUGCCGUUCGUGGAGAAGUCAUAACAAGCACUGACCACAAAAUGCAUGCUGUGGUGGAUUUCUUUUUCUUUUUUUUUUUGCUCAUGCUAAGCAACAUGUAAACUACUUCUGUGCAGAAUUAUUUUCUGUGACUCAUGUUGCUGAUUCUGGCACAGUUUGUAAAUAAGAAAUUAGAUUUAUUUGUUUUUAUUUAAGGCACUGCUUAUUUUUUAUUCUUUCCAGACAAGUACAGGUGCUAUUGGUAGGAUCCUUUCAUGGUCUUGCUGCUGUGCACAGGUUGUUAUUCUGUCUGCAGCAGUGCCAUUAGUAUCUUAUUGAAACUGUAGUGAACAUCCGCCUUUAAAGUCACCAGAGCAAUGGUUGGCUAUGUCUAGCUGAAUAACACCUUCCAAACGGUCAAGUCUUUAAUUCUAUUAAUAUUUAUUUGAACAUUUUUGUGUCUUUUUUUAUCUCAAUUGUCUGUACCACCACAGCAAUAAUGUGACACUGUUCUGUUUUGAUUUUAUUUUUUAAUGCUUAAUCUUUUGAGGUGAAAAUGGAUGUUCUAACUAAAAUUGUGCCUGGAUUCUCUGCCACACUUUUCCCUUUUUAACCUCUAUUUUAAUAUAAGCAGCCUAAAGAAGGACUUUGCUUUUUUCCCAAACAUGCUCAAGCUUAAUGUUUCAUUUCCUGAGAAGAUUUCCAGGGAUUGAUACUCUUCUGUUAUCUUUAACUUAUUCAAAGUAAAUAUUAAUGAGAGGGGGUUUAUUAGAGCUAUUAAGAGGUCUGUAUUUGUAUGCUUAAAAACACUAUUGACUUUGAAAAUGGAACUUAUGCAUUUGGUGAGGGAAAUCAAUAAAUUAUGAUUAAUGCAAUCCUAUCCCUUUUUCCUAUGUAGUCAAAAACUUCUAACUUCAUAUUUCUCGCAAAUGCCGAUUCUCCCAAAAAAAUUAAUAAAUAACGCAGGUACAUUUUGAUUGCUAUUACAGUGACGUUUUCUACAGAGUCCCAUUACCAACCUCCGACUGAAUAUUUAUUUGUUCUUAAUGGUAUUUUAUUCCUAAGAAAGUAGAUAAUUUUUGUCAUCCCCUUUUUCUUUUUCUUUUUUAAUUGCAGUAUUAUUCUGUGCUGAAUAGUGAAGUCCUUCUGUUUCUGUAACAACCGGAUAAGUUUAUUUCUGUCCAGACUAAGUUUUUUUAAUUCACCAAUUAAAAUGUUUUUACUUUGCAAUUAAACUGCUGUCUGUAAAAAGAGCAUGUUUGUUUUUUUGUAGAUGCUUGAUGUUUAAUUUCUCAAGUAUGAGGUUUUAAUGGAUGGGUUAGUUCUUUGUGUUCAUAAAACAUUAAGUUCUCUUGAA
This is a messenger RNA of Xiphophorus couchianus (Monterrey platyfish), 2450 nucleotides long. It is a transcript of the gene tmem41b, whose product is annotated as transmembrane protein 41B. The record is from RefSeq and is a predicted model, not a curated record. The transcript has 7 exons. Lineage: Eukaryota; Metazoa; Chordata; Actinopteri; Cyprinodontiformes; Poeciliidae. Gene Ontology annotation, cellular component: endoplasmic reticulum membrane. The coding region runs from base 138 to 992 and encodes 284 amino acids. Gene Ontology annotation, biological process: autophagosome assembly.